UAUCCACAACCCCAGAACCUCACAGGGCCAGCAGAGCUCCUCUUUGUGUCUGAAGGGAGAGGGAAUGAAGAAGUGAUCAGAGUGGAUGAUAGAGCUGCCCCGAGGAUGCUUGGAUUACUUUAAAGCUUGGGAUGCUGAAGGGCUGUAACCGACAGAGCAGCUUUUACCUCUAAACUUGAAUCUGCUACAUUUCCCAGCCCCUCCACAGGGCUUUUCGUGACCUUUUCUGCCUGCACACUUUUUCUCUGUGAGACUACAACUUAACUGUGACUUUCUCUGGGAGUGUGUGGUUUAUUUGGGACCAUGCUCUCCCUGUGGUUGUUCCUGCUUUCCUGCCUGAGCCUUGUGCCCCUGGCCCCAGCUGAAAAGGGCCUGGAGUUCCCACAGUACGACGGGAAAGACCGCGUCCUAGAUAUCAAUGACAAGAACUACAAGAAAGCCUUGAAGCAGCACAGCAUGCUCUGUCUGUACUACCAUGAGCCCAUACCGGACAGCAAGGAGCUACAGAAGCAACAUCAGAUGAGAGAGCUGGUGCUUGAGCUUGCAGCUCAGGUUAUGGAAGAAAAGGACAUCGGGUUUGGAAUGGUCGACUCCCACAAAGAUGCAAAGGUGGCAAAAAAGCUAGGUCUUGAGGAGCAGGGCAGUGUCUAUGUUUUUAAGGCAGAUCGUGUCAUUGAGUUUGAUGGCUUGCUUUCUGCUAACACCAUAGUGGAGUUCUUGUUGGAUUUGUUGGAGGAGCCAGUGGAGGUGAUAGAUAAUGCUCUGGAGCUGAGAGCCUUUGAUAGGAUGGAGGAGGACAUCCGCCUCGUAGGUUACUUCAAGAGCGAGGACUCAGAGCACUAUGAGGCGUUCAAAGAAGCGGCAGAGCAGUUCCAGCCCUACAUCAAGUUCUUUGCAACAUUUGAGAAAUCGGUGGCCAAAGAGCUGACGCUGAAGCUGAAUGAGGUCGAUUUCUAUGAGCCCUUCAUGGAGGAGCCGGUCACCAUCCCAGGCAAGCCUCACUCUGAGGAGGAACUAGUGGACUUUAUCACAGAGCACAGACGACCAACUCUGAGAAAACUACGCGCAGAAGAUAUGUUUGAGACCUGGGAGGAUGACAUUGAUGGCAUUCACAUUGUUGCUUUUGCAGAGGAAGAGGAUCCUGAUGGUUUUGAGUUCUUGGAGAUCCUGAAGGAGGUGGCCAGAGACAACACGCAGGUACCUGAACUCAGCAUCGUCUGGAUCGACCCUGACGACUUCCCCCUGCUCAUCCCCUACUGGGAGAAGACCUUCAAAGUGGACCUGUUCAGGCCUCAGAUCGGAGUCGUCAACGUCACAGAUGCUGACAGCGUGUGGAUGGAGAUGGACGAUGACGAGGAUCUGCCCACAGCACAGGAGCUGGAGGACUGGAUCGAGGACGUACUAUCUGGUAAAGUCAACACAGAGGAUGACGAUGAUGACGAAGAUGAUGAUGAUGAUAAUGAUGACGAUGAAGAUGAGGAGGAAGAGGACGAUGAUGAAGACAAUGACGAAAAUGACGAUGAGGAUAAUGAUGAGGAGGAUGAUGGUGAUGAAGAGGAUGAGGAUGAAGAUAAUGAAGAUGAGGAUGAAGAUGAUGACGAUGAUGAUGAGUAAUCUGCUGUUUGGGAACAGUAGAACUUAUCCAUUUCUAUUCUUCAGACCUAGUUUAACAAACUGUACAGCUAAAUAACUUUUCACAGACAUAUAAUUCCAAAUGUGUCCUGAAUAUUUGCAGCUAGGAAUGAAAAGAAAUCUGUUUAAUAUCCAACAUUUCUUUUGACCAUGUAAAUAAGCCUGGAAUAGGUUUUGGGAUUCAAAAUAAAUUAUGUGUACACUUA
Cheilinus undulatus (humphead wrasse) is the source of this 1838-nucleotide messenger RNA. It is a transcript of the gene casq2, whose product is annotated as calsequestrin 2. The transcript is spliced from 11 exons. NCBI's taxonomy places the organism in Eukaryota, Metazoa, Chordata, Actinopteri, Labriformes, Labridae. Gene Ontology annotation, biological process: regulation of cardiac muscle contraction by regulation of the release of sequestered calcium ion. Gene Ontology annotation, cellular component: sarcoplasmic reticulum lumen. Bases 304 to 1614 code for a protein of 436 amino acids. Gene Ontology annotation, molecular function: calcium ion binding. The record is from RefSeq and is a predicted model, not a curated record.